CGGGACGUCACACUAUACUGUGUCUAUACUAUGGCCCAGCACCGGCAGCCGGCAGCCGGCAUCCGGUCCGGCAGUGCGCAUUUAGCUGCAAGGAGUGUGAGAUUAUCCGAUUGCAAAUAAAAUCACACGUGGUGAUCGCUAACGCUUUCGGCAAUUUCGAGUUGACGAUUUGCUAGUACAUACGCGCCCGAUAUUUUUCCGUCUCUUUUUGGCCCUGGGUAUCUUGGUCUUGGGACUUGGUCUUAGAACGUUAGUCGCGACAUAUAACUGGGAAACCGCAUACGAGGGAAAGACCACGUACCCACUUACCAUAAUUCCUCAACGACAACAAUGUCUAGUAAGAAAACCAAGUCUAGGAAGAAGACGACGGCCGCCGCGUCCUCCGCGAUAACUGCUGCAUCCUCCGCGACAACCGUCCUGUCCGCGAUAACUACUGCAUUCUCCGCGACAACCGUUCCGUCCGCGAUAACCACCGCCUCAUCGUCGUGGAUUAUUCAAUCGCCGCCGAGCACGUUGACGCCGAUCCGGCCAGGCAGCCCGCUCAACCUCAACAAUCGUCCGCCAUCUUACAUCGAGACGAUGCGUUAUCUCGAGUCGAACUCCCGGUUGAAGCGGGCGGUACAAACCACCCAGGAGACCUUCACUCGAGAGAUGCCCAACAUCGAGGCCGUACUCUCUCACAAGCAGAAGCUGCUCGAUGAGGUGGACACGGAACGCGUCAAGUUCGAGCUCGAUAUCAAACGCUUGCAGGAUGAUAACGAAGAUCUCAAGAGCAACGUUUGUUUUGUAAAGAUUUAUUCACCGAUGCUUCGAGUAGACUAGAAAAAUCCGCCAUCAAAACUACGACGGAAAUUGAAAAGUUCAUAGCUUUCGCUGAGCGUGCAACGAUAAUCGCGAGAGACAAUCGCGCGCGCGACGACACUCCUGAGGAAUUUCGGGAUCCAUUGAUGGACACUCUUAUAGAGGAUCCAGUCAAGCUACCAUCUGGUAUUGUUAUGGACAAAGCAAUUGUCAUUACACAUUUAUUCAACAGUGUCACGGAUUCUUUCAGUCGGCAGCCGCUUAACGAGUAAGUACAUGUUCAUAUUUUUCUCUUUAUUUGAUUAGAUGUUAAAGAACUUGUGGCUAUUGAGUAGCUGCGUAUUUUGUCGUCGCGUGUAAUUGUCGGUUCCGUAACAUUUCUUUUGUGCUCGCUAUCUUUUUACGUGGUGCGGCCUUCCGUAUCUGGCGCCCAACUCGGUUUCUUUUAUUGUAAAUUCGAUUUCCGGGAUCACGGAAUCGAUAGUCCAGCCACGCGCGGAAUGUGCCGUGGGCAACGAAGAACCGCCCGCCAAUCAACGAUAUUAUUAAUAAUUAGAAAAUUAAAUACAUACACAAUAUAUAAUAUAUAUUAUAUAUAUACAAGUUUCAAAGUUUUCGAAACAAUUUAUUUUACGCUUGAUCGCUUUUACGCUGAUCUUAUAGAAAUUAUUCUGAAACGUUCUUUCGUUUCUUAUGCUUUCCCUAUGUCGAAACAAUUUCUGGAGACUCACUAUUUGUUACUACUACGACUACUAUUAUUUUACUCUUUAUUUUCUUUAAACAGUGCAUUUUCGUUUGACGCCUUCAAAAGUACGUGGAUUAAAUGGAGUUGCUAUAGACGCUGUGUUCGCCAAUUGCAUAGGUUUUCACUCUGAAAAUUAAUGUAAACAUAAAUUAAUGUCAAUAGCAGAUUUCGAAUUCGACUAAACGAAACAAUUUAAAAUACUAAUAGUGAAAGAUUAAGAGUUUAAUAAAAAUUAAAGUAUAUUGUGUCCAAUAAAAGAUUCUAAAUCUAAUAACAAAUAAGGAAUGAAAGAGCUUUAGAUUGCUAUUCUAUACAUAGCUAUCGAUAGUCAUAGGUUCUGUAAGUGUCUUUGGAUAUGUUUUUUGAUAUAUCAGAAUUUACAGAUAUCGGUAACCGUGUAUAGAACAGCGCCCUGAAAUUUGCCAUUCCAAUUUGACUCAUUCCCUUCAUGAGACGUCUUUUCUGAUGACUCUUCGAUGUUUGUGAGAGUAUUUAUUUCUUUUUGCAAACUGUCGAUUUUAUCCGUCAAUUUUCUUCCAAUCUCCUUUUCAGUCGCUUUCCACGAUGAUUGAAGUUCAAUAAAAAAAAAUAUUAACAUGAAACUCACUUUUGAAAAUGAGAAACUUCCCUCACAGCACAUCAACAUCCCAAUAACGUUAUAAUCACCUUAAAUUGUAAGAUGGUAACAUUCCACAGAGAUUAAUAAAUCUGCUAUUAACCUCCCAGCAACAUGAAAAUGUUCGUCCAAACUCAUUCCAUUAACAUCCCAGAGAUCUUGCGGGUAAUGUUGUAUUAAUAUUUAUGAAACAUGCCAGAAAUCUUAUCCUAAUAUUAUUU
Messenger RNA from Formica exsecta, 2383 nucleotides. RefSeq names its product lamin-C-like. Bases 331 to 822 code for a protein of 163 amino acids. The transcript has 2 exons. Lineage: Eukaryota; Metazoa; Arthropoda; Insecta; Hymenoptera; Formicidae. The record is from RefSeq and is a predicted model, not a curated record.